Messenger RNA from Salvia miltiorrhiza (redroot sage), 2278 nucleotides. Its product is annotated as serine/threonine-protein kinase PBL27-like. Bases 404 to 1933 code for a protein of 509 amino acids. NCBI's taxonomy places the organism in Eukaryota, Viridiplantae, Streptophyta, Magnoliopsida, Lamiales, Lamiaceae. The record is from RefSeq and is a predicted model, not a curated record. The transcript has 5 exons. Gene Ontology annotation, molecular function: ATP binding; protein kinase activity. Gene Ontology annotation, biological process: protein phosphorylation.
GAGCAGCAGAAAAACAAAUUCUUGCACAUUAAUUUAUUUGAUUUUCCUUUUGCUUCUUCUUCGAAUUCAGCUUUAUUUUAUUUUUAAUAUUUUAUUUUAAUUUUGCUCCUCUUCCUUCACCAUACUUUUCAAGAAUCAACGAUUUUCUUCGAUUUGUUGAUCUACUUUAUUUUUUUAAGCAGUGUGCUGAUCCCGAAUAUUGAGCUAAUUGGAAUAAUUGAUCAUUUCCUCACGGCUACAAAAAACCCCUCCAAAAAAGUUCCAAAGAUUGAAUUUUUAUGAAUUGGCUGCUUUGAAAUUUCGAAAACAAGCAUUUCUGGUGUUGGGAUUUCGUGUGCAUGAAUAGAUGUAUAUAAAGGUAUAGUUUAUAUAAUAAAAGAGGGGUUUUUGAGGUUGAGUUGAUAUGGGUGGGUGUGUUCCUUGCUUUGGAUCAUCAAAUAAGGAAGGAAAUGGCAAUAAUUGUGAUAAUGGAGUGAAAGAAAUGGGGAAAAAGGAGUCUUUCAAAGACGGUUCAGCUCCUCAUUCUAAUAAUAGAGUGAGUUCAGAAAAAUCAAAAGCUCGAAAUAGUAGUGAUUCCAAGAAGGAACCAGGGAUUCCAAAAGAGCCAACAGCUCAUAUUGCUGCCCAGACCUUCACGUUUAGGGACCUUGCUGCAGCGACAAAGAAUUUUAGACCCGAGUGCUUACUUGGUGAAGGUGGGUUCGGACGAGUUUACAAAGGCAAGUUGGAGUCGGGACAGGUGGUCGCGGUUAAACAACUUGACCGGAAUGGUCUUCAAGGGAAUAGAGAAUUCUUGGUUGAGGUUCUCAUGCUUAGCCUGUUACACCAUCCGAAUCUCGUUAACUUGAUAGGAUAUUGUGCUGACGGCGAUCAGCGUCUACUUGUUUAUGAGUACAUGCCGUUGGGGUCUCUGGAAGAUCAUUUACAUGAUCUUCCACCCGAUAAACAACCUUUGGACUGGAAUACAAGGAUGAAAAUCGCUGCUGGGGCGGCCAAGGGACUAGAAUACUUGCACGACAAAGCCAAUCCACCGGUCAUAUACCGAGAUCUAAAAUCCUCUAAUAUCCUUCUUGACGAGGGAUAUUUCCCUAAAUUGUCAGAUUUUGGGCUUGCAAAGUUGGGUCCGGUUGGCGAUAAAACUCACGUCUCAACGAGGGUGAUGGGCACCUACGGCUAUUGUGCUCCGGAAUAUGCCAUGACUGGUCAGCUGACUUUGAAAUCUGAUGUCUACAGUUUCGGUGUCGUCUUCCUCGAACUCAUCACCGGUCGAAAGGCCAUCGACAAUAAUAGAGGCGCAGGGGAGCAUAAUCUCGUUGCGUGGGCGAGGCCGCUUUUCAAGGAUCGGAGAAAGUUCCCGAAAAUGGCCGAUCCGGAGUUGCAAGGCCAGUACCCGAUCCGCGGGCUGUAUCAAGCGCUAGCAGUGGCGGCCAUGUGCUUGCAAGAGCAAGCUGCCACGAGACCUCUAAUCGGGGACGUCGUGACUGCCCUGACGUACCUGGCGUCCCAAACUUACGAUCCUAACUCACCCUCCUCCGCGCAGAGUAACAAAACCGGCUCGUCUACUCCGAGGCACAGGGACGAGAGGAGGAGCGCAUCCAAUGGAACAGAUGGCCUGGAUGACGCAUGGCGUGGAGGCCUCCAUCGCUCCCCUUCCGCACACAAGAACUCGCCCGACUCGAGGAAGAGAGACUCUCCGAGGGAGUUCAACGUCGGCGGAGGAGAGCUCCGGAGGAUUGAAACCGCCGGCGGGUCAGGGAGCAGGUGGGCUUCAGACGAGCCGGAUCGCCCUGGCUCUCAGCGAGACAGCCCGGCGAGUUUGAGGAAUCGCGAUCUUGAACGAGAACGUGCCGUUGCUCUGGCCAAGGUGUGGGGUGAGAACUGGAGGGGGAGAAAGAGGACAACUACAGUGGGUAGCUUCGAUGGCAAUGAAUGAAUGAAUCUCACACCAUAUGUUUGCUCUUCUGGGAUCAAGACAAUCGAGUAUGUCGGCGUCGUUUCAUCUCGAUUUCCGGACUGCUCGAGCAGUCGUCGGAAUCUUUCUUGUGAUUCAGCAAGGGGCUGGAUGUUUACUGGGGUGGGAACAGAUGGGGUUUAGAGCAUGCCCUUUUAAGGCAUCUCUGCUAUUAGAUGGGAGAAAUGGAUGAAUCUGUGUAUGUAGAGGCUUGGUGUUAUAAAGAAAAUUGGGAAUGUAUGAACUUUUUUGGGCUCCAAAUAUGGUCUUUAUGCAUGAAAAUGGAUUUCAUGUCAAAAAAAUUAUUCUUGCAAUCUUAUAAGCUAU